Messenger RNA from Phlebotomus papatasi, 426 nucleotides. RefSeq names its product DNA-directed RNA polymerases I, II, and III subunit RPABC2 (gene RpII18). The coding region runs from base 1 to 396 and encodes 131 amino acids. The record is from RefSeq and is a predicted model, not a curated record. The transcript is spliced from 2 exons. Gene Ontology annotation, biological process: DNA-templated transcription. Gene Ontology annotation, molecular function: DNA-directed RNA polymerase activity; DNA binding. Gene Ontology annotation, cellular component: nucleus; RNA polymerase I complex; RNA polymerase II, core complex. NCBI's taxonomy places the organism in Eukaryota, Metazoa, Arthropoda, Insecta, Diptera, Psychodidae.
AUGGAUGAUGAAGAGUUUGGAAACGAUGACGUCGGGGGUGAUGAUUUCGAUGAUGUGGAUGAUGAUGACAACAUUGAUGAUCUGAAUCAGGACGAAGAGGUGGACAAUAUUGAAAUUCUAACACCGGGACAAGCUGGUGGAGGAGUUGCCAAAUCCAAGAGAAUCACCACGAGAUACAUGACAAAGUACGAGAGAGCACGAGUUCUCGGUACCAGGGCCCUGCAGAUAGCCAUGUGCGCCCCAAUAAUGGUGCAAUGGGAGGGUGAAACAGACCCCCUGCAGAUUGCCAUGAAGGAACUGAAGCAACGCAAGAUACCUAUCAUCAUCCGACGAUACCUUCCGGAUCAUUCCUACGAGGACUGGAGCAUCGAUGAGCUAGUGAUUACGGACACAUAGGCGGAGGUAAAACUUUAUUUUAUGAAUUAA